Carassius gibelio (silver crucian carp) is the source of this 2218-nucleotide messenger RNA. RefSeq names its product transcription factor COE2-like. The transcript has 11 exons. Bases 1 to 1215 code for a protein of 404 amino acids. The record is from RefSeq and is a predicted model, not a curated record. Gene Ontology annotation, molecular function: RNA polymerase II cis-regulatory region sequence-specific DNA binding; DNA-binding transcription factor activity, RNA polymerase II-specific. Gene Ontology annotation, biological process: regulation of transcription by RNA polymerase II. Lineage: Eukaryota; Metazoa; Chordata; Actinopteri; Cypriniformes; Cyprinidae.
AUGACAGCCAUGUUAUUUUUCUUGAAGUUUUUCCUAAAGUGCAAUCAAAAUUGUCUGAAGACAGCAGGGAACCCCCGAGACAUGAGGAGAUUUCAGGUGGUUUUGUCGACCACAGUCAGUGUGGAUGGUCCUGUACUAGCCAUUUCGGAUAAUAUGUUUGUGCACAACAACUCCAAACAUGGACGUCGCUCUCGUAGAAUGGAUCCAAAUGAGACAGUGGAGACUAGCAUGGAAUAUGCUAUUCCCUGUAUCAAAGCCAUCAGCCCUAGUGAAGGUUGGACUACAGGCGGGGCUAUGGUAAUUGUGAUUGGGGAAAACUUCUUUGAUGGUCUGCAGGUGGUUUUUGGGAGCAUGCUCGUGUGGAGUGAGUUAAUCACUCCUCAUGCUAUCCGAGUUCAAACUCCUCCUCGACACAUACCAGGGGUUGUAGAAGUUACGCUAUCUUAUAAAUCUAAGCAGUUCUGUAAAGGAGCUCCAGGGCGCUUUAUUUAUACAGCACUGAAUGAGCCAACUAUUGACUACGGCUUCCAGAGACUUCAAAAGCUGAUCCCUCGACAUCCUGGUGACCCCGACAAAUUGGCAAAGGAAAUGUUACUUAAAAGAGCAGCAGAUGUUGUUGAAUCACUCUAUGGAAAUACAACCAGCAAUCAGGACAUUUUGCUAAAACGGGCGGCAGACAUAGCCGAGGCUCUGUAUAGCAUGCCACGACCUCACAGUCAGCUGCAGGCCAUGCCAAGUUCCCCUGUCCAUGGAAGCGUUAUGGGCCUCAGCUCUUAUCCCACCCAGCUGGGUGUAAGUAUGGGAGAACCUGUGCAAACCAGCAGCCAAGGUUACACUCGAAACCCAAGCAGUUUGUCACCUCGGGGCUACCCUUCAGCAUCGACCCCUCAGCAGUCAGGUUAUGGAUCCAAUUUAGGCAUGAGUGCGAGUUACGGAGCCGUGCCCAUGAGUAGUCUGGGUGUUUCAGGGUCACCUGGCUUUAACAGUUCUUCACCAAACAGCUCUCCUUAUGCUAUCAUGCCAUCUAGCCCCACUGUACCUGGCUCCAGUUCUUCAUCCUCCCUUUUGCCCUACACAUCUUUCCCAACCUCAAACAAACAAAAAAGUGCCUUUGCUCCUGUCCUGAGACCACAGGGUUCACCAUCACCUGUUUGCCAAACCUCAGGAGGCUCCAGCUUUAGAGCAAUGACAGGCCUUGUGGUUCCCCCAAUGUAGAUAAUGAGUCUUUUCCAGUCAUAAGAUCUACAGUUAGUUGCUAGAACUGGACUGACAUCAAUGUUGUCUUCUUCAAGCCACACUGAGUGAAAAAGAUACAGUUGUAUAAUCUUCUGAUGAAGACCCAUCAAGAGUAUUAGAGACCACAACGACAUCUUCAAAAGAUUUUGGGAACCUUCUUAAAACAUGUCAACUCUAUGCACGCCGGUUGCUUCUGAUUGUAAGAAGGUUGCCAAAGGGAUGGUGUUACUAAAAGUUACUUCCAGCCACAAAAUGCCAAAAGAGGAUUUUUUUUUUUUUUUUUUGAAAACAUGUUACACAUGUCUGGCCAUAUGUUCUCAACAGACACAUUGAUCAAUAGACCGCAGUAGAUGCCAUUAAAAAGGAUGUCAGUUGUGUCAAAACAGAUUUUUUUUUUUUUUAACUAUAUGCUGAUAGAUCUACAUCCCUAAACUGAAAUUGUGUUUUUGAAAGCAUACAUCAGGCUUUUCAUUUAGAGAAACAGAAAAUGUCUAUUUAGGUUUAUGAACGGAUUACCUCAUAUAUUUACUUAUUUAAUGACAGAAACUAUAUAAGUUAUAUUUUUAGUUUAAGUACUAAUAUAAGGAACCGUAAUUGUAUUUGCUAUUUGUUAUCGAAUUGUAUUUGUUUUUCUGUAAACAUUUUAAAUGUUGUCAUUUUGUUAUUCAUAUUAAAAUAGUGAUUGUAGAUUUUUACAUGUAAAAGAGUUUUGUUGUUAAACAUACAAGCAAUAUAUUGGGGCCAGUUUGUUAGAAAGUAAAUACCUUGUAAACAUUAAGUCAAGAGGACAAGAACAUGAAGGAUUAAGUAGUUUUACAUAUUCAGUUAAAGAUCAGAAUCUACACUAAAUUAAUCAUCACCACUCUCAUUAUCUUAGAUCGGACACUAUUUGCAGAGUAUGCAUUUGUAGCAAUAUAUCUGACCUUGUUAUUUAUGAAUGUUCUCAUAUUAGUAGCACUUCAAAAAGUUUUUUUUUUUUUAC